AUGGCAACAGUGUCGAACACGAGGAAGAAAGGCGUAUUCAUGAAAGGUCAGCUGAGGGUCACCGCAUACGUGAACCAUGGCCUGGUCACUGUCCACGUUGUGCAGGGGCGUCACCUGACAUCCGGUCGUCACCGGCAGCCAGAUACGUUCGUCAUGAUCUCCCUGAUCCCUGACCGGCCGCACGAGACGCCGACGCGCUGUCGCACCGAGCACGUCCCCAACACUAGCUGUCCCAUAUACGAUGAGAAGUUCUCCUUCGAGGUGAGCGAGGAGGACGAGGGACGCCGGCUGCUCAUCGCCGUCUGGGGACGCAAGUCGCAUUCAGGGCCGACUGAGACCUUCGGAUGUAUGUCGUUCGGACUGAGGCAUCUGCAGAGUGGUGAGCGACCCGUUUCCGGUUGGUACCACCUCCUCACCGAGGACGUCGGCUGCAAGAAGCACCUGAAGUUUACCCCCACAGAUCGACCGUUGGUCCCCGUGAUGCAAAGCCACAUUCCCCGAUCUGCCCUCUUAUGCACCAGCGUGCACGAGAUACCGAAAGUUAACAAGCUAGUGAGCGGCUCUGAACGUCUCCAGAUCUCCGUCCAGAGGUCUCCUUACGGCGGGUUCGGUUUCUCCGUUGUGGACGCGUGUCCGGUACGCGUGAGUCGCGUAGACAGCACUUCCCGGGCGGAGGAGGCGGGCUUGCAUCCUGGUGACCUGAUCGUCCGCGUAAAUGGUCAGAACGUCUCCCGCUCCACAUCAACCAGCGUUGCUAGAUGUAUCAAGCGCAGCGGCCAGACCCUGGUGUUGGAGGUACAGCGGCCCGCUCAGAUCCCGACCGCCCGCACACCCUUCUAUGCGAACGUCUCCACGAUCCACGAGGCGCCCGUUUCUGACAACGCCUCCCUGGAGGAGUGGACGCUCUGUGAAGACCACAAUGCACUCGAGGGACCCGGAAGUAACGGGGAGACGCGGCGGCAGGCGGCGCUACACGGGCUACUGGUGGCAGAAGAGCGGUUCGUGGAGGCAAUGUCCCGGGGGAUGCAGAGCUAUUCCCGUCCGUUGCGCCACGGUCUACUUGCGCCUGAGCAGCACUCCGCACUUUUUCAAAAUGUAGAGAAGUUGGUGAGCAUAUCGGAGUACCAGGUGCACCAGAUGUUGUCAAACCUGCCCGACAUGGAUGACGCCGCCGACCCCGACGAUUCCCAGACCGCCGACCCCGCUGACAUCACCACCAUCGUCGGUAUCAUCUACAGGUCUAAGCUCCCCCUGAUCCUGCAGGCCUAUACAUUGUACACCGCCGGGCUGCCUCGCGCCGCGAGCUCCAUGGCCACCCUCGAGAAGGAUCCCGAUUUCCUGCGCUUCCUGUGGCACCAUGAGGCCCACAAUCAUCCCCUGUCAUUGUGCGAGUUUAUCAACCGACCCCUAGAACACCUGGCGGACGUCUGCCGCCAUGUGACCGCCAUCCGUGACUCCCUGUCAACAACAUCCCCCGAUCAUGGCAUCUACUGUGAUAUUGUCAACGGUCUGCAGUCGGUCGUGUCCACCGUCCAGUCCGUUGAGAUGGUAAGCAGCUCCUUUCUGUCUGUCGCCACCUCCUUACUCAGCGUCAGCCAUACCACGUCUGGUUCCACCCGUCACGUGCCGCGAAUGGGCGCCCGCAUUCUGAAGCAUGCUUCCUCCUCCUCGUCGUCGUCGACCUCCUCCAGUGGUUUUGGCAGUGGCGGCUCCCAGCAAUCCGAUGACGGUCAUUGUCAGUGA
Messenger RNA from Mya arenaria, 1743 nucleotides. RefSeq names its product regulator of G-protein signaling 3-like. Bases 1 to 1743 code for a protein of 580 amino acids. Gene Ontology annotation, molecular function: protein binding; guanyl-nucleotide exchange factor activity. Gene Ontology annotation, biological process: signal transduction. Gene Ontology annotation, cellular component: plasma membrane; nucleus. The transcript is spliced from 9 exons. The record is from RefSeq and is a predicted model, not a curated record. NCBI's taxonomy places the organism in Eukaryota, Metazoa, Mollusca, Bivalvia, Myida, Myidae.